GGCGGGAGGGAGGGGUUUGUGUGCGACACCGCGAGCCGGCGCUGGUGGACAAAGAUCCUAGAGGAAAUAACCAAACACAAGGCAUAAAAUAAUGUACGAAGAAUCAGAAAAAACCAAGAGGUGGGAAGGUGGCUAUGAACGGACUUGGGAAGUCCUCAAAGAAGAUGAGUCGGGUUCCCUUAAAGCCACGGUUGAUGAUCUUCUAUUCAAAGAGAAAAGAAAAAGAGUCUUUGAAUCGCAUGGGCAAGUUAGACUUGGAAUGAUGCGGCACUUAUAUGUGAUAAUAGACAUGUCUAAAUCAAUGGAAGACCAAGACUUGAAACCGAACCGACUUACCUCAACAUUAAAGUUACUAGAAUACUUUGUAGAAGAAUACUUUGACCAAAAUCCCAUUAGUCAGAUUGGUAUAAUUUCUACAAAAAACAAAAGGGCAGAAAAGCUUACCGAACUUGCAGGAAAUCCGAAGAAACAUAAAGAAGCGUUAAGUAAAGCUGUUGGUGGCUCAUGCAGUGGCGAACCCUCUCUUUAUAACUCACUCUCUCUUGCCAUGGAUACCCUGAAGCACAUGCCAGGGCAUACCAGUCGUGAAGUACUUGUCAUUUUCAGUAGUCUUACAACUUGUGACCCAUCUAACAUUUAUGAUCUUAUUAAGUGUUUGAAAGCUACUAAAAUCCGCGUGUCGGUGAUAGGUCUCUCGGCCGAAGUUCGAGUUUGCACUGUUCUUGCACGUGAGACUGGUGGUACACACAAUGUUAUUUUAGACGAGAGUCAUUUUAGAGAUCUGCUUAAUUACCACGUUCGACCUCCACCUGCUAACUCCAAUUCAGAGUGUUCUCUCAUUCGUAUGGGUUUCCCCCAGCAUACAAUGGGAUCGUUAUCCGAUCAGGAUGCCAAACCAUGUUUCAGCAUGGCACACUUGGAUAGCAGCAGUGGGCCAACAUUAACACUUGGUGGAUAUUAUUGCCCUCAGUGCAGAGCAAAAUAUGCUGAGUUGCCUGUGGAGUGUAAAGUCUGUGGUCUUACAUUAGUCUCUGCACCUCACUUGGCAAGGUCCUACCAUCAUCUAUUUCCACUGGAUGCCUUCAGAGAAAUUUCCUUAGAAGAGGUUCAGGGAGAACGGUAUUGUCAAGGUUGUGAAGGGGAUUUGCAAGAUCCAAUCGUGUAUACCUGCAACGUGUGCCAGAACAUCUACUGCGUGGAGUGUGAUAUUUUUAUUCAUGACACCUUACAUUGUUGUCCUGGAUGUAUUCAUAACCAAUCCAAUCCUUAAUGACUCAAAUAAAAUACUAAAUUAAUGAAUAACCAACAUUAUUUUAGCUGCUGUUGUGAAAAUAAUAAUCUGUGUUCAUAGCUGACAAACAAGAGCUAGACUACAGUUGGUUCUAGGUACGGUUGGUUCUGAUCAGAAACUUUACAACCAUUGCCUGUGAAGAAAAGGCAGUUUUCAAGACCAUUGUUCAUAUGCAUUUAAUUUUAAGCAUAUGUAAACAAUGACAAAAUAUUAAUCACACUGAUAUUCAUGUAAAACAAUCCGCAAUCGUAAUUAUUGAUUCACCAUUCAUAAUUCUGUAAAUUUAUUUUUGUUUGGUUUUCACCUCCAAAUUGGGAGAGCCUUGAUUAGUUAAUACUUUGUAAGUAAUUACCUUGAACCCUGUGAUCAAGAAGCACUCUAUCACGUUGAAACACCAAACUAAUUCCACAAGAAGCAAUGUAUUCCAAAGGGAAAUGCAGAAUAUCAGAUUAAAAUUGCAUAUGCCUUG
This is a messenger RNA of Leucoraja erinaceus (little skate), 1760 nucleotides long. It is a transcript of the gene gtf2h2, whose product is annotated as general transcription factor IIH, polypeptide 2. Gene Ontology annotation, biological process: nucleotide-excision repair; regulation of transcription by RNA polymerase II; DNA-templated transcription. Bases 92 to 1270 code for a protein of 392 amino acids. The transcript is spliced from 16 exons. Gene Ontology annotation, molecular function: zinc ion binding. NCBI's taxonomy places the organism in Eukaryota, Metazoa, Chordata, Chondrichthyes, Rajiformes, Rajidae. The record is from RefSeq and is a predicted model, not a curated record. Gene Ontology annotation, cellular component: transcription factor TFIIH holo complex; transcription factor TFIIH core complex.